AUUCGUCGUACCAAAAGAAAACCCCGUGCCUCGUCUGAAACAUGUUGUCUGGGAAUAUGCGAAAUGAGAAAUAUGGCUUCCGAAUGAUUCUUGGGCUGAUUUUAUCUCCGAUAUAAAACUAACAUCAUCAAUAACUAUACAGUGGCAAUCGUGACGACAACCCUUCAAAUGUAACAAGUUACGAGAAUACGUUUUAUCCACAUCCAUUGGCCUUUCAAAGCUUGAUCGUAAUAAUCAAUUAGGAGUUUUCACUUCACGACGCACGACGAAUUCAAGAACACACAAAAUGUAUUGUCAAAUGCCCUUUAUGACUAAGAUCAACCAAGAAGUCUUUGUCGAAAAAUGGUGAAUCGAAACACCAAUUUCCUCCUGGACUCUGAACAAACAACACAUUUGCAAUUAUUCGUAAGCUCCAAACGUUAGGACGAAACUGCUGUUCUGGUACACUAAUUUUCGACAAAACGACCCAGCUGUUCAUUGUCAUUUGACGGGCCUUUUUAAUACAUUUACAGUGUUCUUUAAUCCGUCAUGCGUCGCGGGGAGAAAACUCCCUGUUAUCACGUAUCACAUUAGACUCAACAUUUUUUAAGAAAUGACUAGCGAAAAAUCUAACUUAUGUAUUAAUUGGUAGAAUUUGAUAUUAAUUAAUGAUAAUACUAUGAACAUAAUAUUUAGAAGUCAACUUUGUGUAUUAUGUCUCGUCGACAUGAGCGCCGACUUUCGGCAUAAUCGUCCAGCCCAAUGGCCGAGACCUGAGGUGAAAGGGGGUGGGGAAAACCCCAACCUAAUCAAGGUUAAAGCCUAUUUAUCAUUUGAUAAUGCUGAAAAUGAAUCUCAAAUUUAUAUGUUUUUUUCUCUCACUGCAACCUUAUCAAUAAUCUGCUUCUGUUUAUUAUUUAUAUUAAUGGAAGAAAAACUUUUAGGAAUAGUGAUACAAAUGGGAACGAAAAUAAGCAACGUUUCAUAACUACUCUAGUUUUUUCACGGUACACUAUCAACAAUGUUGUGUUUGUUAGGCCAGUUGAUAAGAAGUAUAUUCAAAUAGACCGAUAGUCAAUUACACAACCAAACUCAAAUGACAUAAUAACCCCCAUCAGAAUUUGAGCAUCAAUACAAGCUGCUUCAUCUACGAGAAGACAUCUAGUGUCUUUCUUGCCAUAUGCGGACGUAAAAUUAAGUUCUAUCUCAAAAUGGCUGUUCUGAAAUUACUGGCCAUCGUCGCGAUGGUCCUCGGUUGCCUGUGUACUACCAUGGGAGAUGAUCCCGAGUUUGUGUACCCUAACGACUGGAAUGAUCCAAACCGAGAUGCCUUUCUUUACGGCACCUUUCCGGAUGAUUUCAUAUUCAGUUCGGCAACAUCCGCCUACCAGAUUGAAGGAGGUUGGAAUGCCAAUGGAAAGGGAGAAAGCAUCUGGGAUAACUUUACUCACGAAGGAGGGCAUGUUAAUCACAAUGAUAAUGGCGAUAUAGCUUGUGACAGUUACAACAACUACAAGGAAGAUGUUGCUUUAAUGGCUGCCAUGGGUUUGAAAUAUUACCGGUUUUCAAUUGCUUGGUCUCGAAUCCUUCCUCAAGGCACCAUCAACAACAUCAAUGAGGCAGGUAUAAACUAUUAUCAGAACCUGAUCGACGAGUUGGCUAUGAAUGGUAUCAAGCCAAUGAUCACCCUCUACCACUGGGACCUUCCGCAAGCUCUGCAAGACGUCGGUGGUUGGGACAACCCUGGCAUCGUGCAACACUUCAAGAACUAUGCCGAGCUCUGCUUUCAAAGAUUCGGGGAUCGAGUCCCUCUGUGGAUCACAUUCAAUGAACCUUGGAUUGUGUCUCUGUUUGGGUAUGGUACAGGAGCAUUUGCCCCAGGACUUUCAGAGAUCGCAUACACUCCGUACAGAGUCACUCAUAACAUCAUCAAGUCCCAUGCUGCAGCUUACCAUGCCUACAACGACAUCUACAAACCUUUCCAGAAUGGACAAGUAGGUAUCACGUUGAACUCUGAUUGGUCAGAGCCAUGGGACAGGAAUAACCAGACCAGUCUUGAUGCAUCCGAUCGAGCUCUUCAGUUCAACCUUGGUUGGUUUGCCCAUCCAAUCUUCAAAGGUGACUACCCUGAGAUUAUGAAGACCAAGAUCGCCAAGAAGAGCGCUGCCCAGGGAUUGAAUGAAUCCCGAUUACCUGCAUUCACUCAAGAGGAGAUUGACUACAUCAAAGGCACUGGUGACUUCUUUGGCAUCAAUACCUACACGACCAACCAAGUAGUGGCUAACGUAGAAGACCUAUCUAACCCUCCCAGCUACUGGAAAGAUUCUGACAUCAUUACUUGGCAAGAAGGUUUCUGGCCUGGCUCUGGGUCUAGCUGGUUGAGGAUAGUUCCAUGGGGUAUCCGCAGGCUCAUUAAGUGGAUUGAUGAUGAAUAUAAUGUACCUAUCUACGUCACAGAGAAUGGCGUCUCGACAGGAGACAAGUAUGAGAUUAACGACGUCAUUAGACAGAAAUAUUACCGAGCAUACAUCAAUGAGGUUUUAAAAGCUAUUGUUCUGGAUGGUUCAAAUGUCAAAGGGUACACCGCAUGGUCAUUAAUGGAUAAUUUCGAAUGGGCAGCUGGAUACAACGAACGAUUUGGUCUCCAUUUUGUCGACUUCACCGUCCCCGAGCGAACCCGAAUACCAAAAGUAUCUGUUAGCGUCAUAUCGGAAAUCAUCAAGAACAAUGGCUUCGUCAAAAGUAGCGACGACGGGAACAAUGCCCAUCCUGUGACGUCAUACGGUCUUGCCUUCACGUGUCUCAUUGUUCUCGCGUCCUACAUUUUAAGUAUUUAAUUUUAGUGCAUUAUUCAUGUUAAACACACCUAUUUAAAUUAUGAAGUUUUUUUUUAAAUAUAAUAUGUUAUACUAUUUUUGUUCCCUUUCGGUAGUGGGGGUAUCCACAUUAUACAAGCAAUGCUUUUCAGUGCAUAAAACCUCACAUAAGUGGAAGCGUCGCGGUGAAAUGGUGAUGACUACCGUCUGUCUUGUAAUCAAAAGGUUGUGUUUUCGAAUCCCACGGCUGCCUCCCGUCCUUUGGCAGUUUGGCAAGGAGUCAGUGUUGAAUGGAAACCCAACAUAGUGUGCCAUAGUGUGCCAAAAUUUAGAAACUCUUAUUUUCAUUAAGAAUAUGAGGUAAAGACUGUAAUUUCUAUUAGAUUUGAACCUAUAAGACUUCGUAUUUGAAUAAUGUGUAUUCUUUUAGAAACAGAUCCCAUUCAUUAAUAAUUCAUGUUUGGACAACGAGCCUAUCGAGUCUAAUCAAACAGAGAUUGGUUUAUUUACCAUGUUUAUGUAAAAAUGGCACAUGUUGUACGUUAAUGCAAAUUCAUGUUUCCAUCACUUCAAGCAAGGGCUUGUCUCCAGCCCCCCUUACAACCCCUUAGGUCUAACUUUUCGCCCUCUUAUGUUUUUUUUUUAUAAAUCCACAUUCGUUUUACCUAUGAUCCUCACGCUCAUAUUGAAAUAAAUAAAGAUAAAUACGAGGUUACAUUAAUUUGUCCAUUACUAUGUUUAUUACAAUAUUACAUAAAAUUUCAAAUAUCAAUCAUACUUAUUAAAUGUAAACAACAUAUUUGUCAGGUUCGUACACUGAAAGUAAAUUUUGUCCGUUAUUAUUAAAGAUGAAAGAAGUGAAUAAAACAAAACCUAAAAGAAAACGAAACUAGAGUAUAUGCAUAUGCUAGUAGUCAGAUGGUCUUUUUGCAAGAUAAUUCUGAAUAAUUGUUCUGUCAUUCGCCCCCCCCAAAAAAAAAAAAACAAUGAUUACUACAUAAAGGUACGUUCUGGGAGCGUUUCAUUAAAGGACUUGUCGGAUGAUUUCCCCGACAAGUUCUGUUUUAUCCGACAGUUACCAUAGUAACAAUAAUAAUAAUAAUAAUAAUAUAGGGUAUUUAUAUUGCGCACAUAUCCACCUUGUUAGGUGCUCAAGGCGCUCCUAUAUUACCCGGCUAAGCUAGGCGUUCAUAGCGCACACAGCUUUUUAAGGAAUUACUUCCUACCGGUACCCAUUUACCUCACCUGGGUUGAGUGCAGCACACUGUGGAUCAGUUUCUUGCUGAAGGAAAUUACGCAUCUCAAUGCAUCUCAUCCAAUCAAAAUCAAAUCCAAGGAAAGUCGGUAGAUCUGACAACUUGUCGGAUGAAAUAUGUUGAUGAAAUAUGUUGAUGAAAUGCUCCUCUGCUCGAGACACUAAUGUUCUGAAAUGGUGAAAACAUUCACCUGGGCCCGUUGCAGAAAGAGUUGCAAUCAAUCGAAACUCUAAAAAUCAUGCACAACUUGAUUUUCAACCAAUCAACAGCGCGCAUUUGGAACUUGCGAUUGAUUUUUUGACUUGCGUUUAAAAACGCAACUCUUUCUGCAACGGACCCCAGGGCCUGAUAAUAAGCGUAUGCUGAAAUAUUUUGCAAUCGUCCAAACGAUCAGAAAUUGAUUUUUCUUCACAGUCACAGUUUUGUUUGAGGAUUCUCAUUAACGACAGGGUUGGCGAUCCAGGGUGAUAGGGGACGGUCCUCUUUAAAUUUCAUUUGGGGACCGUCCCUCCAGAAAUUUGAAAGCUGACGAAAAAAAUGUAAUUAAUGAAUUGCUGCCAAUGCAUCACAUCAAGAUCCUCCUAUUUUUCAAAACAAGCAAUUAAAAGUAAAAAAGAGAGGAAAAGUAAAACAUGUAAACACAAUUAGCUUGUAUUGACAUAUAAAAAAGAAGACUUAUAAAAAUGACCAGAAAAUGUUUAAUUUCAUUUUCUUGAAACAAGACAGUUUUAUAAAAUUUUCCUUUGAUUUCUGGUGGGUUUUUCAUAAAGCUGUUCGUAAGUUAAGAGCAACUUUAAGAACGACUGGUGAACAUCUCUUACACGCGAAGUAAUCACCAAUGAACAUAUCAUUUACCACAAGAAAGGAUCACCAGUCGCUCUUAACUUACGAACAGCUUUAUGAAACGGCCCUAAGAUUUUCUUUUUUAUUCUUAAUGAUGAAAGAGAACAAAAUUGUAUACCAACCGAUAUACUUUCUUCAUAGAAGAAAACAAGGAAAAUUAGUCAUUAAAAUAUGGGAUUAUGAA
Molecule: messenger RNA, 5078 nt
Organism: Lytechinus pictus (painted urchin)
Lineage: Eukaryota; Metazoa; Echinodermata; Echinoidea; Temnopleuroida; Toxopneustidae
Product: lactase/phlorizin hydrolase-like
Exons: 4
Coding region: 1191-2816 (541 amino acids)
Biological process (GO): carbohydrate metabolic process
Molecular function (GO): hydrolase activity, hydrolyzing O-glycosyl compounds
Source: RefSeq, a predicted model, not a curated record